Molecule: messenger RNA, 561 nt
Organism: Paramecium tetraurelia
Lineage: Eukaryota; Ciliophora; Oligohymenophorea; Peniculida; Parameciidae
Exons: 1
Source: RefSeq, a predicted model, not a curated record
AUGUUUUCUAUCGAUCGCCCUUUGGACUCAUUGUUAAGAUACAAAAAAUUCCCUUUAAGAGAGCCUUUAAGAAGAAACUAUCAGACUUGUAAUACCAAUCCUUUUGGGAGGAAAACUCCAGAUUUAACUUUUACUUAAAGCCUUUAAAAAUAAAUAAAAAUACCCCUUAACCUGAAUAAGUUGUAUCAAAAGAAAACCAAAAAUAUAAUUGUUCACGAAAGCUCAUCUGUUAAUACAUCAAUGCGUUUGUAACCACCUAUUUUCAUUAUGAAAACAAUUAACAUUCGAACAUAAUCAACUGAUGAACCUAAAUUAUAAAAACCAUUGAUCAUUAACAAAAAAUCCUAAAAUAAUUCUAUUUAUUGUGAUUCUUCAGAUAAUUCUGAUUUCAACGAAUUAAGAAGAACUUAUUUGUAAAAAUAUUGCAGACCAAAACUUAAUUAAAUUGAUAGACAGCCCCGAUUUCGAAUACACUCUGUAAAUGAAGACGCAUUAGAUCCCUGGACCGUAGAUAUAUGAAUAAAUUCUUAUAUUUAUAAACCUGUUCUUAUACUAUAUUUA